This is a messenger RNA of Nomascus leucogenys (northern white-cheeked gibbon), 3122 nucleotides long. It is a transcript of the gene ADGRE1, whose product is annotated as adhesion G protein-coupled receptor E1. Gene Ontology annotation, biological process: adenylate cyclase-activating G protein-coupled receptor signaling pathway; cell surface receptor signaling pathway. NCBI's taxonomy places the organism in Eukaryota, Metazoa, Chordata, Mammalia, Primates, Hylobatidae. Gene Ontology annotation, molecular function: G protein-coupled receptor activity; calcium ion binding. The record is from RefSeq and is a predicted model, not a curated record. Gene Ontology annotation, cellular component: membrane.
AAAGUUUCUUCUCUUUGAAUGACAGAACCACAGCAUAAUGCGUGGCUUCAACCUGCUCCUCUUCUGGGGAUGUUGUGUUAUGCACAGCUGGGAAAGGCACACAGGACCCACACUGAAACCAGUGACAAAGGGUAAUAACUGUAGAGACAGUACCAUGUGCCCAGCUUAUGCCACUUGCACCAACACAGUGGACAGUUACUAUUGCACUUGCAAACAAGGCUUCUUGUCCAGCAACGGACAAAAUCACUUCAAGGGUCCAGGAGUGCAAUGCAAAGAUAUUGAUGAAUGUUCUCAAAGCCCCCAGCCCUGUGGUCCUAACUCAUCCUGCAAAAACCUGUCUGGGAGGUUCAAGUGCAGCUGUUUAGAUGGUUUCUCUUCUCCCACUGGAAAUAACUGGGUCCCAGGAAAGCCGGGCAAUUUCUCCUGCACUGAUAUCAAUGAGUGCCUCACCGGCAGGGUCUGCCCUGAGCAUUCUGACUGUGUCAACUCCAUGGGAAGCUACAAUUGCAGCUGUCAAGUUGGAUUCAUCUCUAGAAACUCCAUCUGUGAAGAUGUGGAUGAAUGUGCAGAUCCAAGAGCUUGCCCAGAGCAUGCAACUUGUAAUAACACUGUUGGAAACUACUCUUGUUUCUGCAACCCAGGAUUUGAAUCCAGCAGUGGCCACUUGAGUUUCCAGGGCCUCAAAGCAUCAUGUGAAGAUAUUGAUGAAUGCACUGAAAUGUGCCCCAUCAAUUCAACAUGCACCAACACUCCUGGGAGCUACUUUUGCACCUGCCACCCUGGCUUUGCACCAAGCAAUGGACAGUUGAAUUUCACAGACCAAGAAGUGGAAUGUAGAGAUAUUGAUGAGUGCCGCCAAGAUCCAUCAACAUGUGGUCCUAAUUCUAUCUGCACCAAUGCCCUGGGCUCCUACAACUGUGGCUGCAUUGCAGGCUUUCAUCCCAAUCCAGAAGGCUCCCAGAACGAUGGCAACUUCAGCUGCCAAAGGGUUCUCUUCAAAUGUAAGGAAGAUGUGAUAUCCGAUAAUGAGCAGGUCCAGCAAUGCCAAGAGGGAACUGCAGUGAAACCUGCAUAUGUCUCCUUUUGUGCACAAAUAAAUAACAUCUUAAGCAUUCUGGAUAAAGUGUGUGAAAAUAAAACGACUGUAGUUUCUCUGAAGAAUACAGCUGAGAGCUUUGUCCCUGUGCUUAAACAAAUAUCCACGUGGACUAAAUUCACCAAGGAAGAGACGUCCUCCCUGGCCACAGUCUUCCUAGAGAGUGUGGAAAGCAUGACACUGGCAUCUUUUUGGAAACCCUCAGCAAAUGUCACUCUGGCUGUUCGGACGGAAUACUUAGACAUUGAGAGCAAAGUUAUCAACAAGGAAUGCAGUGAAGAGAAUGUGACCUUGAACUUGGUAGCCAAGGGGGAUAAGAUGAAGAUCGGGUGUUCCACAAUUGAGGAAUCUGAAUCCACAGGGACCACUGGUGUGGCUUUUGUCUCCUUUGUGGGCAUGGAGUCGGUUUUAAAUGAGCGCUUCUUCCAAGACCACCAGGCUCCCUUGACCACCUCUGAGAUCAAGCUGAAGAUGAAUUCUCGAGUCACUGGGGGCAUCAUGACUGGGGAGAAGAAAGACGGCUUCUCAGAUCCAGUCAUCUACACUCUGGAGAACAUUCAGCCAAAGCAGAAGUUUGAGAGGCCCAUCUGUGUUUCCUGGAGCACCGACGUGGAAGGUGGAAGAUGGACAUCCUUUGGCUGUGUGAUCCUGGAAGCUUCUGAGACAUAUACCGUCUGCAGCUGUAAUCGGAUGGCAAAUCUUGCCGUUAUCAUGGCGUCUGGGGAGCUCACGAUGGACUUCUCCUUGUAUGUCAUUAGCCAUGUGGGCAUUAUCAUCUCCUUGGUGUGCCUCGUCUUGGCCAUCGCCACCUUUCUGCUGUGUCGCUCCAUCCGAAAUCACAACACCUACCUCCACCUGCACCUCUGCGUGUGUCUCCUCUUGGCGAAGACUGUCUUCCUAGCCGGUAUACACAAGACUGACAACAAGACGGGCUGCGCCAUCAUCGCGGGCUUCCUUCACUACCUUUUCCUUGCCUGCUUCUUCUGGAUGCUGGUGGAGGCUGUGAUACUCUUCUUGAUGGUCAGAAACCUGAAGGUUGUGAAUUACUUCAGCUCUCGCAACAUCAAGAUGCUGCACAUCUGUGCCUUUGGUUAUGGGCUGCCGGUGCUGGUGGUGGUGAUUUCUGCCAGUGUGCAGCCACAGGGCUAUGGAAUGCAUAAUCGCUGCUGGCUGAAUACAGAGACAGGGUUCAUCUGGAGUUUCUUGGGGCCAGUUUGCGCGGUCAUAGUGAUCAACUCCAUCCUCCUGACGUGGACCUUGUGGAUCCUGAGACAGAGGCUUUCCAGUGUUAAUGCCGAAGUCUCAACGCUAAAAGACACCAGGUUACUGACCUUCAAGGCCUUUGCCCAGCUCUUCAUCCUGGGCUGCUCCUGGGUGCUGGGCAUUUUUCAGAUUGGACCUGUGGCAGGUGUCAUGGCUUACCUGUUCACCAUCAUCAACAGCCUGCAGGGGGCCUUCAUCUUCCUCAUCCACUGUCUGCUCAACCACCAGGUACGAGAAGAAUACAAGAGGUGGACCAUUGGGAAGACGAAGCCCAGCUCCCAGUCCCAGACCUCAAGGAUCUUGCUGUCCUCCAUGCCAUCCACUUCCAAGAUGGGUUAAAGUCCUUUCUUGCUUUCAAAUAUGCCAUGGAGCCACAGUUGAGGACAGUAGUUUCCUGCAGGAGCCUACCCUGAAAUCUUCUCUUCGCAGCUUAACAUGGAAAUGAGGAUCCCACCAGCCCCAGAACUCUCUGGGGAAGAAUGUUGGGGGCCAUCUUCCCGUGGUUGCAUGCACUGAUGAGAAAUCAGGCGUUUCUGCUCCAAAUGACCAUUUUAUCUUCGUGCUCUGCAACUCCUUCAAUUCCAGAGUUUCUGAGAACAGACCCCAAUUAAAUGGCAUGACCAAGAACACCUGGCUACCAUUUUGUUUUCUCCUGCCCUUGUUGGCACAUGGUUCUAAGCGUGCCCCUCCAGCGCCUAUCAUGCGCCUGACACAGAGAACCUCUCAAUACAUGAUUUGUCGCCUGUCUGGCUGAUUUACCCUA